Messenger RNA from Spirometra erinaceieuropaei, 627 nucleotides. NCBI's taxonomy places the organism in Eukaryota, Metazoa, Platyhelminthes, Cestoda, Diphyllobothriidea, Diphyllobothriidae. The record is from the annotation of a GenBank genome assembly.
AUGGACAGUGGAGCCCAAAUCAGCGUUAUUCCCACAACCGCAGAUGAUCAUCGUAUCCCUAGCCCUGGUCGUCACUUCAAAGCAGUCAGCUGUUCCCCUUUUCCUACUGUUGGUACUCGGUCCCUUAACUUGAACAUUGGCCUUCGUCGGUCAUUCAGUUGGAUGCUUGUCAUAGCUGAUGUCCGUCAUGCAAUCCUCGGCUCGGACUUUCUUGCCGAGUUCGAUCUCCCUAUUGACUGCCGACGUGCCCGUCUCCUCGACCGCACAACCUGUCUGUUUGUUCGUGGACUGACUCCCUUUACUGCUCCCAUCAACCUAUCUGUCUUGGAUACGGAUACUGCUAUUCCUUUUCGGCAAUUGCUUCUUAGUCACUCCAAAAUAAUUAAACCCCAUUUCCGCAGUGGUGAGGUCCAAAAUGAUAUUGUGCAUCGUAUUCGCACCUCGGCUCCUCCUGUGUUUACUCAGCCGAGACGACUAGCACCGGAGCGUUUGCAGGCAGCGAAAGCGGAGUUUGAACACAUGCUGCAACUGGGAAUAAUUCGACCGUCCGAGAGCAAUUGGGCGUCCCCACUGCACAUGGUGCCCAAGGCAACAUCAGGCGACUGGCGACCCUGUGGCGACUAUUGA